Acipenser ruthenus (sterlet) is the source of this 6288-nucleotide messenger RNA. Its product is annotated as protein phosphatase 1 regulatory inhibitor subunit 16B-like. Gene Ontology annotation, biological process: regulation of sprouting angiogenesis; establishment of endothelial barrier. The record is from RefSeq and is a predicted model, not a curated record. Bases 2576 to 4201 code for a protein of 541 amino acids. Gene Ontology annotation, molecular function: enzyme inhibitor activity; protein binding; phosphatase regulator activity. Lineage: Eukaryota; Metazoa; Chordata; Actinopteri; Acipenseriformes; Acipenseridae. Gene Ontology annotation, cellular component: cytoplasm. The transcript has 12 exons.
ACAGUAAAUGUGUGAAACAGUCUACUGCGUGUAGCAAAGACACAAACAUCAGGGUCACUCAGGGGCAAUUAGACAUCACCUGGAGGGAGGGAGGCGGUUAAAAAGAGAUGAGCUUUGAUGAUCCGAACAGCAUCCCCUCCUUCCCUUGUGUGCUUUCAUUUAAUUAAUUUCACAGGAAGGUUAACGCUGAUGGGUUAACUCACAAGCUGUCUCCCAAUGAAACUGCAAACCAAAUCUCAUGACUCAAGGCGCAGUGGCUCCUGUGGUUUUGAAAUUGUUUUUUUCUUCUUAUCUCAGAAGAGAACUGCCUUACGAAUGCAAGAAAUAUGACAACUAGUUAUUUCCUAUAAACCGUUUGCGUAAAUACCCUUUUUUUUUCUUACCUAAGCUAUCAGUAAGAUUAGAGAUAGCACAUAUAAAAACAUCCUACUGCUGCAGGUAGUAGCAUUGGCAUGCCUAUUUUACAGAGGGACUUGUGGCAAGCAGGUGUCAAGGGGAUCUGAGUCACUAAAGAUGGGAAACAAAAGGUUACAUUUUGGAAGAAAGCACGUCUAAAGUGAAUUCGAUCAAGCAUGCAGGACAUGUAGGGGGAAUACACAUCUGCUUCAAAGACAACAAAGGCCGGUGACAGUCGUGUGCAGAAUGCAGCCAAGCCAACAUGCCUGCGUAGCGUGUGGGGAACAGUCCAAACCAGCUGCUGCUUCUGGAAACUGACAAAACUGAACGCAACACAUUUAGCAGGAGCUUGCAUCCUUAUCUCUUUUUCUUUAACAAAACAUCUGCCCCGUCUCCCCCCCGACACAUUCCCUGCAGUUGCCAUGCUACAUCAUAGCAGGGAUCGCACACUCCGAAUUCAUUACAGCAUUGCUGGCAUUCUUGAGUUGUUUGAAUGAGACCAAGCUCUGUAGAAUACCACAGGACUCAGGAAUCCCAUGAUUUAAUAUCGCCUCGGUAUUCCGUCUGUCGGAAGCAGAAUGACAUUUCCUGGCUAUUUCUUUUUUUCUCUGUUCAGAACAGAAGCUGAUUUUCAAGAUGAUUUCCAACGACGAAACCCAUUGCCCUUUAUCAUUAUCUAGGUCUACCCUACUGGUCUGUCUCUCUCCCUUUAAUACUCAUCUACCUGCGUCUUUAUUCACAUCUAACAGUGAUCCAGAGACGCUUCAUUUUUUACAACCAAAUGACAUUUAGGUCCCGAUCAGAUAGCUACACACUCAUCUACAUUUCCGUUUCAGCUCUUCCAUUAUUCAAACUCGUGUUAUAGACUUCUUAUACUUUGAUAGGAGCAAAACACACACCUUGUAACUAAAGACAUCGCUGGGUUAGGUCAGAUUGGGGGAAAACGAGAGACAGCUGCCUCUCCCUCAUUUAGGCGUACACACACACACCACCCCUCCCAAAGCAACAUCUAUUCUUGCCCCUCUGUAUGGUCAGCACUGGUUCAGAAUUUACCAGGACUGAAAAACUACCCUUGAAGAGCAGAGAAUGUCAGCUGUUUGUGGAAAGUGGUUUGUACAGGUGCUGUGAGGCAGCGCUGUUAAAAAUAAACCAGAGGGGUUGAAAGUUGUAGACCCAUGCUUCUCAGAUUGCGUUACAAGAACAUGGCUACUCUGGUGAUCCGAGUGUAAGCAAGUGGGGUGAAAACACUGUGCUGCAGGAGCCAGGCUGCAUGCUGCUGAGGGGGGCCACAGCCAUUCCUCAACACUCAGGUGUUCAUCGGGGACGUCCUGCUGACCCCUGUGGGUGUGGCUAGGUGCUUGUCCAAGCAGGUGUGAUCUUCUUGUACUCCACCGUGGCUGCCUUGGAAAAUGCGGUUGAGAAAGAGGCGUAUGAAUCGAUCUGUAAAAACAAAAUUCAUUAGGGCUGUAUGACAACGCAAACUGCAAACUGGGUGGGUUUGCAAGAGAGCGUGCCAUGACUUACUGGCUCAUGAAACAGACCUCUGUUGAAAUGGGAUCCCCCUCCCCAACACACACUCUUUAAUGAAGUCCAUAGAUUGUGUAACCCUUUCCACCCACCCCUCCAUAUGACUUGCCUUUCAUCGCUUGGUUGGUGAGUUCCGCUGCUCAUUAUAAUGUACUGAGCGGAGACUUCGUUUUCAUUGAUGUCUCUGCAGACAGAGGGAGUCUCUCGCCUCCUGUGCGUGGAUUAAAACACGCCUGCCUGGGGAUUUCAGCAGGGCUCAGACACAGCAGAGUGUACCGGUGAUUAGAGACACAGUAAUAGCUUGUAAAAACGCUGGAUUCUUGUAGAUGCUACCAAUUUACACGUACCCGCUCCGCCCGGGAGGAGUAACUUAGCUGGGGGGCGUGUUUCAUCAAGCAACCGCUAAGCGUCUGUCGAACCAAUUCUACUGUACCAAAGAAAAGCACCACCAGCCACCAGCGACGGCUGGAACGGGACGAUGUGAACCUCACCUAAAUACUGCACGUUAAUACGGGACGUUCUGCAUCGUUCACAAAACUGGCCUUUCAACUAACUGAUGGUGUCGGUAGGUGCUCAGGAGCUGUGAAUCAUGGGACGCAGCUGUGAGGAGAGGAGAAGGAGCCCCCAUUAGAACACUCCUCCAUCGCCCCCAAUGGCCAACCACCUGGAUCUGCUGAGUGAGCUGCACUACUUGGAGAAGGCGCCCAGCCUGGAGCGUCUGCGGACCGCCCAGAAACGACGCAACCAGCAGCUGAAGAAAUGGGCCCAGUACGAGAAGGAGAUGCAGAGCAAGAAGCGCAAGGCGGACAGGAAGAGGAACGCACCGCAGCUCCCCCGCAAGAGGGUCUCCUUCACGGCCAGCGUGGCCCUGCUGGAGGCUUCAACCAGGAGCGACGCCGAAGAAGUGCGUUACUUACUGAGGAACAACGUGGAUCCCAAUCUCUGCAAUGAUGAUGGCUUGACUGCCCUGCAUCAGUGCUGCAUAGAUAACUACGAAGAGAUCGCCAAGAUCCUCCUGAACCGCGGGGCCAACGUCAACGCGCGGGACAACGAGCUGUGGACCCCCCUCCACGCCGCGGCCACGUGCGGCCACGCCAGCCUGGUCAAGGUCCUCAUCCAGCAGGGCGCUGACCUGUUGGCGGUGAACUCGGAUGGCAACAUGCCCUACGACCUGUGUGAGGAUGACCCCACCCUUGAUAUCAUCGAGAUGGCCAUGGCCAAUCGAGGGAUCACCCAGGAAAUGAUCAACGAGAUGCGAGUGGCGGUGGAGAAGCGCAUGAUCUCAGACAUCCAGGAGCUGCUGCAGAGCCGUCAGGACCUGGGCAAAACAGACGAGCAGGGGGCCACACUGCUCCACAUCGCUGCAGCAAAUGGCUACAUCCAGGCCGCAGAACUCCUCUUGGAGCAGGGAGCCCGGGUGGAUAUCAGAGACAUCGACGGGUGGCUGCCACUCCAUGCUGCAGCCUGCUGGGGGCAGAUACAGGUGGCUGAGUUGCUGGUUUCCCAUGGAGCCAGUCUGAAUGCCAAAACCUACCUGCAUGAGACUCCUAUCGACCUGUGUGAGGACGAGGAGUUCAAAGCCAUGCUGCUGGAUCUCAAGCACAAGCAUGACAUCAUCAUGAAGUCCCAGCUCACACACAAGACUUCCCUGUGUAGGAGGACCUCCAGUACGGGCAGCCGGGGGAAGGUGGUGCGCAGGGCCAGUGUCUCCGAUCGCAACAAUCGCUACAGAAAGGAGUAUGAGACCGAGGCCAUCGUGUGGCUGGGGGGGAAGAAGCCGGAGGAGAGGGAGGGGGACGAGCGGGAGAGAGAGUCCAAUCAGGAGAACACUGUUCCGCAGAAAGCAACACCAGAGAAGUCCAGGAGCUCCAAGCCAGCCAAGGAGCAGAAACCCGCUGGCAGCACUCAGAACGGGAAGAUCUCCUUAUCCAGCACAGCCACAACCCCCCCUUGCAAUGGAGAUGCCCCGAGGAGCCCCUCGACCCCAGAGACCCCCAGCUCCCUCACAGACCCCUGGGCUGCCUACAGCGAGCGGGGCCACCAGACCCUGGCGGAGCUGAAGAGACAGAGAGCCGCCACCAAGCUGCUCAGUCACCCGUUGCUCAACGGUCACCUCGCCAACGGGACCGGCCCGGCUGAGACACGCCUGCCCCUGGUCUCCUCCAACGGGAGCUCGGUUUAUUACACAGUAACCAGCGGGGACCCGCCCCUUCUGAGGCUGAAGCAGCCAGUGGAGGAGAUCAACGAGAAGGCGCAGGGCUGCUGUACCAUUUCAUAGCGGUUAGCUUGUGGGUUAGGGGAUUCCAAGUGAUGUCACACAAGGGGGCGGGGCAAGCAGAGAUUCUGUACAGGGUCUGAAGCAAGUCACACUGCAGGUGAUUGUCUGGUCAUUCUCCUUAAAGAACACUGCAGGUUUGAGGAUGGGUAGUUGAUGGGAGCUGAGGUAAGAACAAUGAGGAUACCACUGUAGAGCACUGUAGCUGUGAGUCCUCCAAAGUGAACGAAGACUCCCCUUCACCUAGUGACCACCGCAAGAGAGAAACCUGCUGUCUGUCACUGGGGUUGAUAUGUAGAAUACAGGGAUUCCAUUACUUCAUUCUCAGCUUCGGUGAGGUUUCAAAGCAGAAAACGUGCCAAUGAAUUCAAUUAUUCAUAGAGCAGCGUGUCUGAGAAACCAAAGGAUUUAGAGACGCAGAGCUAAGACCAAGCUUUACCUGAUCUGAAUCCCAGCUGGAAGACAAAUACACAUUUAUUGUCUGUGCUUCAGAAAUGAUGUAUUAAGAAAAAAAUGAUUCUCAUGUGACUGGACACAGCAAUGGACUGGAAAUGUUACAUUUUGAAGCCUGGUCUUUUCUCUCUUUCAACCAUACAGGCCAUGCUAUUGGUGCUUGCUGCCAUGACAACAGCAGGUAGGUGGGGAGUAAAGACACUCAGACACUGGCAGAGAACAUGAGCUGGCACUCUAACCGCUGAGCCACGUGUAUAAAUUGUAAAUCAUACUGUGCAAAGCUGUAAAUAUGUUAUUAUUUUUUAAUGUAAAUGCUUAAAUUAUCUGUAGUUUACCACAACUGAUAAUAUUUUCGAUCUAUAUUUGUAUUAUUAAAUUAAAUAUUUUGUAAAUAUAUCUAUCUAUCUAUAUCUAUAUAUAUCUAUGUAUAUGUAUAUGUCUCUAGUGUUACAGACAGUGUAAGGUCAGUAGUGCAGUUGUGCUGAAAGCCCCCUCCUAGCGCUGAAGCACAGGGAUCAGUGUUAGCGUGCUGUACUACUGUAAAUAGAUACCGCACUGCACAGAACUAUAUUUACUCCUGCAUACGCUAGGCUAAGCCAGUAAGCUCUUAUGAAAUGACAAUGCUUCUCUUCAUCAAUACUUUUAGAGAUGUGUAAGAGGUGCAGCGUUAUAUGGACCCAAUGUUAUCUACAGAACUGGUCAGCUACCCCCUGCAGUUGCAGCUGAGGGACGCCCAUCAUCAUGCAUGGACAAUGUGUCCUCCGUGACCAUGGACAACUGACUGCACACCUUCAGUAGCAAAAGUUACUGACCAUAGGGGAGCAAGGACGACCCUUUCAUUUCUCAUGCUAUGAGAGUGUUGGGGUUCUGUUGGAACUGCAGACAAACCCUGGGCACAGAUCAAAAGGGACAGCCGCAGGGAUAAGCAGGAACAACAUCUGUGUCGCUGUGUGACAUUUAAACAAACUGUACUCGCACACAGUGGAGGAAGCCUGAGCCCGCAGCGUGCCACUUCAAAGCAGUCAGGGGGCAGUACGUCCUUUAAACGGAGGGUUAAAAGCAAAUUACAUGUUUUAAACGGCGUUAUCAAAACGUGGAGCAAGUAAGUUAGAGGCUGUGUUUGAGCCUCUUGUUGGUUCAGUUUGUGUUUCAUAAACCACAGACAUAUCGGCUAGCCUCUUUAUUUCAAGGAAUCCACGUUCCAUUCCAGAACAUUCUAUCAGUUCUAAAGAGAACGCUGAAAUUAGGAGAGGCAUUCCAGGGCAUCUUAACCAAGCAGGACCAAGAGGAGGAACAGCUGUAUUGCAACUGAGUAGUGUAAUAAAAAUACUGGUAGGUUCAUUGAUGACAGUGCCAUAGCAGGUAAUUAUUUUACAGUGAUCAGUGCAAUGUGUUUCUACCCAGAUUUCAUACCAUGUGCUUUUUAACACUGAUGUGAAGGUAGUGUGAGGGUUGCCACUUGCAGAGUCUAUCCUGGUUCUUGUGCACUCUGGUAUAUGAGGCUGAUUAAAGUGACAGAGAGGAGAUGGUAUUCUCUAAUGAAAAAAAAAGAGACAAACUACUGAUUUUGUAAGUACUGGCAAAAUAUUGAUGGUUGUAUCAACAGGUUUUAAAUAAAUUGUAUAUUUUGUUCAGAU